Molecule: messenger RNA, 3015 nt
Organism: Panicum virgatum (switchgrass)
Lineage: Eukaryota; Viridiplantae; Streptophyta; Magnoliopsida; Poales; Poaceae
Product: probable leucine-rich repeat receptor-like protein kinase At1g35710
Exons: 1
Coding region: 526-2106 (526 amino acids)
Molecular function (GO): protein binding
Source: RefSeq, a predicted model, not a curated record
AUACAAAAUCCAGCCGCAGCACGGCAGCAGGCUUGGUGGAGCAAGUCUACAGCUAUCCGGAUGUUGACUACCGGUAGGAAGGUAUUCACUACUAGAGUACUUUUAUAUUGGGGCGUUCUUGCUAUUCCCAAAGGUGCAGCGAUGCAUGCAAUCCAAUCAAUUUACCACCUUCAGUUCCACCCAAGAGUAGCCUUAGCCAUGGCGCUGCAGCAACUCCUCCAUAUCUCAUUUUUCUUGCUAAUAGCAUGCGCGGCUAUGGCGAUCAACCCAGAAGCAGAAGCACUUCUCCGAUGGAAAUCCACUCUGAUUGGAGCCAAAUCUCUGUCCUCGUGGUCGCUUGCUCAUCCAACCUGCUCCUAGUUCGGCGUCACCUGCGACGCUGCCGGCCACGUCACUGCGCUCAAGCUUCCCAGUGCAGGGAUCAGCCGCAAGCUUGAUGCCUUCUACUCGACCGCGUUCCAGAAUCUCACCAAGCUUGACCUCUGCAGUAACAACCUCGCUGGUACCAUCCCGGUAAACCUCUUCAUGUUGCUCAAUCUCACCUCUCUGGACUUGAGCAGCAACAGUCUCACUGGUGCCGUCCCCUACCAACUCAGUCAGCUCCCUGGGAUUGCCAGGCUUAAUCUGGGGAACAACCACUUGACCAACCCAAAAUAUGGAAAGUUUUUGCCUAUGCCCGAUUUGAAGACCUUAUCUCUAGCUAAUAAUGAUCUCAACAGCAUGUUCCCAUGGUUUGUCCUCAACUGCACUGGUCGUAGGAUGAGGUGGCUCGAUUUAUCAGCUAAUUCCUAUUCAGGGCAUAUACCAAGCUCACUACCAGAGAUGAUCCCCAGAUUACGGUAUCUUAAUCUGUCACACAAUGAAUUCUCGGGUACAAUACCGCGUUCACUUCCAAGGCUCCAAAGGCUCCAAGAGCUACGUCUCUACAACAACAAUCUCACCGGAGGAAUCCCGGAAGAGCUGGGGAUGCUAUCUGAAUUGCGUACUCUUCACCUAUGGAACAACGCACUUGAUGGGCCGAUCCCAGCAUCACUUGGGAACCUUACUAGCCUCGAGUUUAUGGACUUGUCACUGAAUCAGUUACAUGGGCCGAUCCCAGCAUCACUUGGGAACCUUACUAGCCUCGAGUUUAUGGACUUGUCACAAAAUCAGUUACAUGGAAGCAUACCACCAUGUUUGGCCAAGAUGCAACAAAUACGAUACUUCGAGUUAAGUGGGAAUAAUCUCAACGGUGUCAUUCCACCGGAGUUGUUUACAAAUUGGACCAUGCUCCAGUUGUUCGACUUGUCCAACAACUCGUUCAGUGGAAGCAUCCCGCCGCAAAUCGACAACUGGGUUAACCUGGAGGUUCUCUACCUCCAUGGCAAUAAUUUUAUUGGUCCAAUCCCUGCGGAGCUGGGAAACAUCACAUUCUUAUAUUGGUUGGACUUGUCAAAGAAUCACUUCACUGGAACAGUACCAUCAAAAAUUGGUGCUGUAUCAUCUUUGGAACUCCUUGACGUUAGCACCAACCAUCUUGAGGGCGAGCUUCCUGCAUCUAUAUGCAACUUCACACAGCUCAGUUAUCUCAUCUUGUCUCACAACAAGUUCAGAGGUACCAUUUCUAAUCUCAACGGCAUGGAGUCGCCCAUAUUAUGCCAACUAGGUAAUGCUUUGCAUGUCUUGGAUCUAUCACACAACCAACUAUUUGGAGAGCUCCCUAGUUGCAUUUGGAGCUUGUGGAAUCUUCAGUUCUUGGAUUUGUCUAGCAACACUUUGGUUGGGGAAGUUACAACCGUGAUGACUAAUUCCACGUCUUCACUAAUUUCACUACACCUAUCCAACAACAACUUCACGGGAUCCUUUUCAGCAAUGUUGAAGAACUUCAAAAACCUAACUAUUCUAGAUCUUGCAAACAAUAAGAUUUCUGGAACAAUUCCUCCAUGGAUACGAGAGACCAAUCCUUUGUUGAGGAUUCUAAUACUACGAUCAAAUAUGCUCCAUGGAAGUAUCCCGUGGCAACUUUCACAGCUCUCAUAUCUCCAUCUACUUGAUCUAUCUAAAAUAACUUUACAGGUUCAAUACCGAAUAGUUUCGCUAACAUGUCUUCAAUGUGCCAGCCCAUAAAGGAAACAUACAUUGACAAUGGACUUAGUGAAAUUAUAUAUUCAUAUUACGGUGAAGUUGACAUAGUUUGGAAGAGACGAGAUUAUAAUUUUCAGUCAGCAGCUGACUUUAUGAUUGAUAUAGAUUUGUCAAGAAAUUCUCUUUCUGGUCAGAUCCCUUCGCAGCUGACAAAUCUAAGAGGUCUUCGUUCUCUGAAUAUGUCAGGAAAUUAUCUAUCUGGAGGUAUCCCAGAACACAUUGGCAAUCUCACACUUUUAGAAUGUCUUGACCUCUCUUGGAACAAACUUGAAGGCCCUAUUCCUUUGAGCAUGUCAAACUUAUUGUCCCUAACUUCACUAAAUCUCUCAAACAACAAUUUAUCAGGAGAGAUACCUAGAGGAUAUCAACUGAGAACUCUUGAUGAUGCCUCAAUUUAUAGCAAUAAUCCAGGACUAUGUGGAUUUCCCCUGAACACUACAUGUAACAACUCGAUUCCCAGGUCACCAUUGGUUGGGGUAAACAUACACGGUCAAGAAUAUGAAACCCUAUCGUUGUGCUAUUGGGUAAUUGCCGGUGUUGUUUUUGGUUUCUGGCUAUGGUUUGGCGCAUUAUUUCUCUGCAUGUCCUGGAGGUUUGCUUUCUUCAAUUGCGUUGAUGCCACACAAUAUGGAAGUGUUAAAAAGAUCAAGCAGAGAGCAGAGGACUCUUCUUCCCAUUCAGCCCACCUGGGCGUCUCAGAGCUCUACCAAUAGUUUUUGCGUGAUCUCUAAGCUUACUCGAAGGUGCAAUGGGCAUGUAACUUUCAUGCAGAGAUCCUUUCUGAUAAACGGGCAGAAUUGCCCUAUGUAGUAUCAUGAACAAUGCUGAAUUUAGUCAGUUGCAAAACACUGUCACUCUGUAUCUAUGUAGUUUCAAGCAUAUUGAUUGUAU